UCAGACUAAACAUAAAUGAUCAUCACCUAGUUACAAAACUAAGAUAAAACAAGACUGCAACAAUGCAUCAAGCACCCACAACAGGCUUUCGUUUCUACCCAACUGAAGAAGAACUCAUCUCCUUCUACCUCCUCAACAAGCUCGAAUCCAAGAACCAAGACAGCAUUCGCCGCGUCAUCCCAGACCUUGACAUUUACAGCACCGAGCCAUGGGAGCUCCCAAAUUAUGCAGCGGAGCUGUGCCGUGGAGACACCGAGCAGUGGUUCUUCUUUACGCCGAGGCAGCAACGAGAAGCGCAAGGUGGGAGACCUAACCGGACUACGGCUUCCGGCUACUGGAAGACAACUGGCUCUCCUGGGUAUGUUUACUCCUCGGGUAAUCGGGUCAUUGGAGUGAAGAAAACCAUGGUUUUCUACAAAGGGAAAGCUCCGACGGGAAGAAAGACCAAGUGGAAGAUGAAUGAGUACAGAGCCAUUGAAGAAACAGCAGCUCCCUCAGCUACCACUAGUAAUAGUGCUAGUACUGCUAUCAUUCCCAAGUUGAGGCAUGAAUUCCGACUGUGCCGGGUGUACAUAGUAUCGGGGAGUUCUCGAGCAUUUGACAGGCGCCCGCUAGAAGGAAGCGGAGAUGCAUCACAUCGACGAAGUGAUAAUUUAACGGGGGCAAGUGCUUCUUCAUCUCACCAGGCAGCAAUGGUAGCAGAGAAAACAAGCUCAUCAUCUGAUACUCGUUCAAAUUCAGGAGACCGAGCUGAUUUCCAAGCAGAGAAUAAUCAAUGGGAAAUGGAUGAUGAUCUUCAACAACCUCUAUGGGAAUGGGAGCAGCUAAACUUACUCUAAAGCUGGCAUUCAGAAUUCGAUAGCACUCACGUGUAUGUCUGAGUAUCAAAUGAUCGUAUUUAAAGUUUAAGUAUGACAAGUUCGAUGCGAAAAAGUUCAAACCUACACUUAUGAUCGUGCAUACAGUUCAACGAAUGUUCAAUUUGAAGGAGCAAUUAUUGAUAGGCAUAACUUUUUUUUUUUUUUUUUUUGAGAAUAGGCAUAACUUAAUUUAGGUGUAGUUACUUUUUAAUUAUUUUUUAUCGUAAUUUAAGUGUAAUUAAAUUUCAAUUUUUUUCACACUUACCUUAAUUUGUAAAAGUGAGUGAUGAGUAACCAUCACCAGUCACCACACAUCUAUCGGGAGGGCAACCAAGCUGCAGAUGCUCUUGCUAACAUGGGUCUCUCUUCUACUGGUUUAACAUGGUGGGACAUACCCCCAGAUCUUAUUCGUUCUCAUUGUCGGAAGGACUCCUUGGGGUUGCCUAAUUUUCGUGUUCGUUAGUUACGCUUUCUUCUUGUAUUUAUCAUUUGUUUUCUCUUCCAAUUGUUUUCUUUGGGGGAGUUUUGGUUUUAUGUCCCCUCCUCCCUUUUGUACUUUUCUUUUCUUUUCUUCGAAAUAAAAUUCAAUAGGGGGUGAGCCGUCUAGGCUAUUUCUCUGUU
This is a messenger RNA of Rosa rugosa (rugosa rose), 1481 nucleotides long. RefSeq names its product NAC domain-containing protein 90-like. Gene Ontology annotation, biological process: regulation of DNA-templated transcription. The transcript has 3 exons. The record is from RefSeq and is a predicted model, not a curated record. The coding region runs from base 63 to 839 and encodes 258 amino acids. Gene Ontology annotation, molecular function: DNA binding. Lineage: Eukaryota; Viridiplantae; Streptophyta; Magnoliopsida; Rosales; Rosaceae.